Messenger RNA from Amoebophrya sp. A25, 3944 nucleotides. NCBI's taxonomy places the organism in Eukaryota, Dinophyceae, Syndiniales, Amoebophryaceae. The record is from the annotation of a GenBank genome assembly.
ACAGACCGCGCAAAGGUGGCCAGGCUGGACCCCUCUGGCGUGGUCCACCACAGAUCCAUCCACAGGGGGGGGCCUCCCUCCCUGGUGCAUAUAUAUACUUGUUGUGCGAUUUGCGCACAAUCUAUCAUGAAGAGAAAGUCAAUCUUUUAAUAGCAUAAUAAGAGUCUUCAUCUUUGAGUUUACACUAAGUUUCUAGAUAUUCUAAACAUGCUUUUUUAAUAUCACAGGGAGGUGGAAAAGAAAUUCAUGAGGGGGAUCACGCGAGAGAGCAUAUUCCUGCAUGAGGUGUACUGUUUCCAGGCCAAUUUUAACAGCGAAAGCGAUGACAGACUGAAGUAACAAAGACUGCGGCACCGUCCCUUGCUCGGUUUUUUCUUACUUUACAAAUCGGAAUACAGCAAUAGAUUUUACAUUCACAUAGUACUUUUACUGGGCGAAAAUUUAACAAAUUCAUUCUGUAAUCAGAAUCACAUUAUAUUUCAAGCCAUGUCGUUACCCAUACCCUUAGGUUGUUUUUAAUUUCGUACAUUACAACUUAGUUCAAUAGACUACACAACGCCUUGUCAUUGCUCAAGUUAAAGUGAAAUCCAUCCACCGGAAGUGAAUUUGCUUGACAACAUACCUACUUACAAAAUACCAGCAAGGUUGGAACAUCAUUCUGCUCGUUCUCUCGUUUAUGACAUAACAAAAGAAACGCUAUUCUUCUAAGUAUUAUUUUUACACUACAAGAACUAGAACGGACAAUAUGGUAGCGUGUUGUGCUGGAGGAAAUCUUGUUCGCGGACGUGAUUUGGACAAGGAGGCAGCAGCACCAUCGGCGCCAGUAGAGGAGACUCCACGACAAGCCGCCGCCGAAGGCGAAGCGGCGCCGUCUCCCGGCAUCGUCAGCUCCGGAGACGUGGGACUUUUGCCAAAAGCUUCAGUCGCUUACGAAGCACGAACAAGACAUCUGACUAACCUAAUUGUUGCGAUUCUUGUAGUACAUGCCCGUCACUAUCUUUAUAGUAGACCUAGCCGCACGACUAUAACUCUGGCUCUACAACGAUUAGAAAGCCGAGCACGAUUAGUUCGAUGUUUGAAGAUAGCUGGCUCGUCAAAGAUAUUAUGUACUUAAGUAUAUCAAUUUCUCCUGGUAAGUUGCACUUUGAGCUUGAUGGAUCAUCCUUCAUGUCGGAGAGUUGCUGGCUUCCGAAAAAACCGCGAUUCUUGUAGUAGAUUUCCAGCAUGAUUUUAUGGAAGGUGGAAAUUUGGCAGUCCCCGGAGCAAAUUAUGAGGACUACAAAACCGCAGUAGUCGACUUCGUUACGGCCUGCAGAAACGCAAAACGAAAAUUGUGAGCGCACUUGUUCUGGUGUUUUUCAGCUUGUUCGUUGUUUCUAUCCUCCUCUCUCGUAGGUAGUACUAUUUUUGCUACUACUAGUUCGUUGUGGGCUGGCACGAGUUAAUUAGUUGUUUUGUGUGCAAAUGCAUCUUGUCCUACGUGGUCUAUAUGCGCCAUUAGGUGCCUCGCUUGGUCGCAGGAUUGGCAUCCCGAGGAUCAUUGGAGCUUUGCGAUAUCUCACGAAGACAAGCCGGCGCCGUUUAGUCAGAAGAAGCUCGUUCGCGACAAGGACGAUGGAACUACGGUCGAAACCGACCAGGUAGUCACUCGAUAUUAUCGCAAAAGCUUUUACUCAUGCUAGAAAAGAUUUACUCGCCAAGAAUCUGUUAUAUCGUGAUAGACCACGGGGACGAGAGAUCAAGAACAUGGUCGGGAGAAUUUGUCCAUCGAUCCUAUUUUUUUUUUCAUAACAGACAAUGUGGCCUGUACACUGCGUGCAGGGAAGCAAGGGGGCCGAAUUUGUCAUGGAAGUCAAGGAGGGGGAGUUUAUUCAGCAGAAGGGAACCAAAACCAAGUGGGACAGCUACAGCGCUUUCGAGGAUGACGGAGGCCACGAGACCGGACUUACUGCGUACCUGAAGGAAAAGGUAUGAACUGCAUGAUAUUCUAAGUAACCUAAUAACAGAGCAACAGUUCAUAGCACUCCAUGCGCAUGCCCUGCGAGCUGGCAAAUCUUAUAAAUUACCCUGUAAUAAUGAGCUUCAUCCUUAUAAAUAUUGUAAAUGUACUAGUUCGUCCUCUCCCUCUGUUCGUUUAUACAGCUAGACCUAAACCUACGUACUAGAGCAUGACCAUCGUUCGUAUUUGUUGUAUUUAACACUGCUUUUCGUAAAUGAUCACACAGGGUGUCGAAAAUGUGCUUUGCCUUGGGCUCGCGACGGACUUCUGCGUGUUUUUUUCUGCCACCGACAGUGUCAAUUACGGCUUCAAUUGAGAAGUAAAAUGUAGUCAGCGUACUUCAAGCGUGUGACUAAUAAGAAUUCGUGAUAAGAUCAAAAUCAAAGAACAUCAUGAUGAAGCAGAGUUGUGGGAUUCUCGUAUGAAAGUAUUCAGCAAAAUGAAAAAAAAUUGUUCUCUUACCGAGUAAGCACGCCCUCUAAUUUGAAAGCGGUUUCAACACUUACGUCAUCCCGGAAUUGUGUCGCGGAAUUGCGCCAGAUUUCGAUUUCAAGAAAUACACCGACGCGGGCUGUGCGAAAGUACCUCUGUCGGAUGCGAUGACCGCUCUCAGCGGAGAGGCUGCUAAAAUGGCGUGACGAGGAAACUCGCUCGUCUAGGCUCCAGCCCGUGCUCCUCAACAACGUCAUGUUGUUCUCAUCGUUGUAUCUAUGGCUGUGGAGGUUUUCUUGGCGAACUACAUGGACGAUUCUUAUUCAUUUACGUUGAACGUAUCUAUUAUCUAUUAGAAAAAUCGGCGUUCGUCUUCUGAAUUCGAGGAUGUGAAUCAGCAAAUAAGUAAGAAUAACUCAAACUCCUGAGGAUGAUUGUUCACAGACUUUGUAUGCGGUGAAUAGUGCUCAGCGCGUUCUCUUUUCAGAUUCGAAUAUCAUGCAUUAUCAGCAUCAGGUAAGUGAUCUAGCGGCGAUUAGUUAAAAACGGUCGGCUCCUCGUUGAUUAUUUUUGAUUUUCUGUCGCUAUGCCACGACUCUGUUCAUGAUAUAAAAAAUUGUGAUGUUGCAGCAGGUAGAAGUACUAGAAGAUCAUCACUAUCUCACUUAGAGGUAGUAGACGACGACGAGACUCGCCAACGAACGGAAGGGGAGGACGUCUUGACGGCUCCGAGUGAGGCACUCAUGAAGUAACACUUCCUUAACACCCUCUCGCUCUCCUACAGUCCACCAUCAGUUCACGACUCCACUCUUGAUAAAUCGCUAUCGCAAUCUUCAUACUACAGCUAGGUAGAAAAGCAGCAGGAGAUCCUCGUGCUUCAGACUUGCCCAUAAUGCAAUUGAUGUGUUUCUUGAUCAAUACCCACUACUAAUACUACAUGCGAUAGAUUCACAUUCAUCAGUCUUCGUCAUCGUCACCCAGAAGGACAAUAUUGAAGAGGUUCAUGUCUAACCACAACUUGUCGAAUUGUUCGAGGUUGAGAUAUACCGAAGAUGCGUGUCGUGGUCUUCGUCUUCAUGAUAUCGCAUUAUAUCUAUCUAUCAAGAAAUUUAAUAUUGCAACAUUCUUCAAUCAUCAUCUUCUUGUUCUGGCAUCACUCUAUGCGUGAUACAGCAAGAAAGAUGUGUCAAGCAUCCUUCGUAGUUGUAUAGCAGAGGUCCUUCCAACAUGAUGACGAUUCAUAACAACAUACAAAUGUAACAAGGAGGUUGCUAGUACUAUUAAUUGUGUCACCUCCUACUCCUUUAAUAUCCUAAUUACACAUGGUAUUAUUUCUAUUUAUGGAGAGACUGUACUACACCAUAAUACUGCAGGUGGAGCCUUCAUGUUGAAACGAACGGAUUUGUGCUCUGUAUUCCCUCCACCACUUGAAGAAAUAACAACAAGAAAGAUGGAUUUCGAUUCCCGGACGCCAUGCGAUCGGACGCAACGCAGCAUGAUAUUCAACUGUUCC